UAAGAUGAACAAUAGAAUUCACCACAUGUAAAAAAAAAUACGUUAGAAUAGGACUAAAUACGAUUAACUAAAUAGUAUUGCUAUAUUUUGUGACGCUUUGCCAUCAGUGACACGUUGUAUGCUCUGUAUUAUUUGAACAUUGAAAAGUACAUGAGAAUUGUGAGCCUAAAUCACGUGCUGUCCUUGAACGCCUCCGCAGCAGCAGCAGCCUGCCUUACAUUGUUAACGCUCGUUCCUGCUGUUCAUUCCAGCAUUUUGUCUUCCGUGAUCCAAACCCGGAUCACGGGCUCCUCUCCACGCCUCAAAUCUCGACUACACCUGGGAGGGAGAAACUGCGCGACAAACUCCCUGGACAUGAGGAGGUCCGUUGGCCGGAGCCCUGCCCCGUCAGGAGGCUCCUGGUAGAGAUGGUAGUGCGGUGAAGAGCCGGUGAUUCAGGAGCUUCUUUCUUCAGCAGCCUGAGCUGUGUGGGAAAAAACGCCGAAGACAUAGUGAAGUGCCUGCGCAACAUGACUGUUUUUAACCAGGAAAAUGUGGAGGAGUUUUACGAAUUUGGCGAAGAGCUGGGAAGUGGCCAGUUUGCUGUGGUCAGGAGAUGUCGACACAGGAGUACGGGUGUGGAGUACGCUGCCAAAUUCAUCAAGAAGCGGCGCAGCAAGUCGAGCCGCCGAGGGGUGAUGAGGGAGGACAUCGAGCGUGAGGUGAACAUCCUGAAGGAGAUCCAACACCCCAACAUCAUCAUGCUGCACGAGGUCUACGAAAACAAGGCAGAAGUCAUCCUCAUCCUGGAGCUGGUGGCUGGUGGGGAACUGUUUGACUUCCUGGCCGAGAAGGAGUCGCUGAGUGAGGAAGAAGCCACUCAGUUCCUCAAGCAGAUCCUGGACGGAGUUUUCUACCUGCACUCCAAACAAAUCGCACACUUUGACCUUAAGCCAGAGAACAUCAUGCUGCUUAACCGCUCAGUGCCUCACCCACGCAUCAAGAUCAUUGACUUUGGCCUGGCCCACAAGAUGGAUUUUAGCAACGAUUUUAAAAACAUCUUUGGAACUCCGGAAUUUGUAGCUCCAGAGGUAGUCAACUAUGAACCUUUGGGCCUGGAGGCUGACAUGUGGAGUAUCGGUGUGAUAACGUACAUUCUUUUGAGCGGCGCCUCUCCUUUCCUGGGCGACAACAAACAGGAGACACUGGCCAACGUGUCGGCCAUGGACUACACAUUUGAAGACGAGUUUUUCAACAACACCAGCUUCCUGGCCAAAGACUUCAUAGCGAAGCUUCUUGUUAAAGAUCCCAAAAAGAGAAUGACGAUUCAGGACAGCUUCCUGCACCCCUGGAUCAAGCCAAAAGACACCCUGCAGGCUCUGAGCAGAAAGGAGUCUGCUGUCAACAUGGAGAAGUUCAAGACGUUUGCAGCUCGAAGGAAGUGGAAGCAAUCAGUGCGUCUCAUCUCCUUAUGCAACCGUCUGUCACGCUCCUUCCUGUCUAGAAGCAACAUCAGUGUGACCCGCAGCGAUGACGCUCUGGACGAGGAAGACUCCUUUGUGAUGAAGGCCAUCAUCCACGCCAUCAACGAUGACAAUGUACCCGGUCUGCAGCAUCUGCUGGGCUCUUUGAACAGUUACGACGUCAACCAGCCCAACAAGCAUGGCACUCCUCCGCUGCUGAUUGCGGCCGGUUGUGGCAACAUUCAAAUCAUUGAGGUGCUGAUGAGGAAAGGUGCAGAGAUCCAGGCCCAGGACAAGAGCGGUGCCAACGCUAUCUACUACGCGGCCAGACACGGCCACGUGGAGACCCUGAAAUUCCUCCACGAGAAGAAGUGUCCUCUGGACGUACAAGAUAAGUGUGGAGAGACGGCGCUUCACGUGGCGGCCCGUUACGGUAACGUGGACGUGGUGAACUAUCUGUGCAGCAUCAGGGCCAACCCAGACGUGCCUGACAGGGAACAUGAGACACCGUUGCACUGUGCUGCCUGGCACGGAUACUCGGCCGUGGCCCGAGCCCUCUGCCAGGUCGGCUGCCACGUGGAUGUGAAGAACCGUGAAGGUGAGAGUCCUCUGCUGACGGCGUCUGCUCGAGGGUUUGUUGACAUCGUGGAGUGUCUGCUGGAUCACAAGGCUAACAUAGAAGCCACAGACAAGGACGGCCACUCUGCCCUCCAUCUGGCUGUACGGAGGUGUCAAGUUGAAGUCGUCCACUGUCUCCUCAGACGUUGUUGCUGCGUGGACCAUCAAGAUCGCCACGGUAACUCACCCCUGCACAUCGCCUGUAAGGACGGAAACCUCCCCAUCGUCAUGGCGAUCUGCAACGCCAAAGCCAGCCUGGACCUGGCCAACAAGUAUGGCAGAACCCCCCUCCACCUGGCUGCUAACAACGGGAGUCUGGAGGUGGUCCGUCAUCUCUGUCUGUCCGGCGCCAGCAUUGAUGUCGUCACAAACGAUGGAAAAACAGCCGAGGAUUUGGCGUCCGCUGAUCAACACGAGGACAUUGUGUCGUUGUUGCUGAAGCUCAAAAAGGACAACCACAGAGUGAACUACAUCCAGCAGCUGCGACCCACACAGACCCCUCAGCCCAGGAUUAAGCUAAAACUCUUCGGACACUCUGGAGCCGGAAAGAGCACCCUGCUGGAAUCUCUGAAAUGUGGCAUCCUGCGCAGCUUCUUCAGGAGGAGGAGGACCCGGAUUCCCAACGCGGCCCGUCACCCCAGCUCCCCCGUCAACUCCAAACCUGCAGUGUCAGUGAGUAUUUCCAACCUGUACCCAGGCUGUGAGAACGUAAGUGUGCGGAGCCGCAGCAUGAUGUUUGAGCCCAGCCUCACCAAAGGUGUCCUGGAGGUCUUCUCCCCCGUCCACAGCGCUCUGUCCACGGCUGACGAACUGGCCACGAAGGCCAUCGACAUCCAACACACAAACAUCAACGGUGUGGGGGACUUCAUCGUUUGGGAGUUUUCGGGAAACCCCGUCUACUACUGCUCCUAUGACUACUUUGCAGCCAACGACCUCACAGCCAUUCAUCUGGUUCUGUUCAGCCUGGAGGAGCCGUACGAGACCCAGCUGAGCCACAUCACCUACUGGUUGAACCUCCUGAAGGCUAUCACCCUGCCACAAGACAACAUCGUUUUCGGAGGUCGCAUGCAGCACCCUCUUGUGGUCGUCCUUGUGGCCACACACGCUGACCUUGCUGAUGUUCCCAGAUCUUUCUCUGGAGACUUUGCCUACGACAAAGAGAAAGUGCUGCUCAAGGAAGUCAGAAACAGGUUUGGGAACGACCUGCUGAUUAGUGAGAAGUUAUUUGUGAUGGACGCCGGAGCGCCAAACUCCAAAGACAUGAAGCUGCUGAGGACUCAGCUACAGGAGCUUCGCACCAACAUCCUCUCUACUUGUAGUCCCAUGACGCUGCUGUCGGAGCGUUUGCUGACCACACUGCCAACAUGGAGGAAGCUGAGUGGACCCAACCAGCUGACAUCAUGGCAGCAGUUUGUGAAUGACGUCCAGGAGCACAUCAACCCUCUGGUCAGCCAGGACCACCUGCGCACACUGGCCCUGCAGCUCCACAGCAUGGGGGAGAUCAACAUCAUGCAGAGUGAGACGGUGCAGGACGUGGUUCUACUGGAUCCUCGUUGGCUCUGCAGCAACAUCCUUGGCAAACUGCUCUCUGUUGAGACACCUAAGGCCAUCCACCACUACAGGGGGCGCUACAGGCUGGAAGAGGUGCAGGCUCUGGCCCCUGAGAGCGACGUGGACGAACUGCUGCAGAUUUUGGACGCCAUGGACAUCUGCGCCCGUGAUGUCACUAACCCCUCGAUGGUGGACGUCCCCGCUCUCAUCAAGACGAACGGCCUUAACCACUCCUGGACCGAUGACGACGAGGAGGAAGCCUCCAUCUUUGGCGGCGUGCGGCUCGUCCCCGCGGAGCACCUCACGCCUUUUCCCUGCGGCCUGUUUCACAAGCUGCAGGUGAACCUGUGUCGCUGGAGCCACCAGCAGAAGCCCGAGGAGGACGGCGGCGAAGACGGCGAUGGAGACAUUCACCUGUGGAUGAACGGAGCCAAGGUGAGUCAGGCCGGGGUGGAGGCCAUCAUCCUGCUGGUCAACCACGGCCAGGGGAUGGAGAUCCAGGUGCGAGGACACGACCCAGAGCGGGCCAAGUGCUACACCCUGCUGGACACCAUCUGCAGUAUAACAGAGAACCUUCUGGCCUCCACACUUCCUGGACUGCUCACCGCCAAAUACUAUCUAAGUCCUCAGCAGCUGAGGCAGCACCACACCCCCAUCAUGGUCUACCAACCCAAAGAUUUCUUUAGGGCCCAGAUCCAGAGGGAGACCUCUCUCACCAACACCAUGGGCGGCUACAGAGAGAGCUUCAGCAGCAUUCUGACGUUUGGCUGCGCUGAGGUUUACCAGCAGGGCAUUCUGGGUACUGACAUCCACAUAUCCGACGUCCCACUCUUAGCCCGCAGGAAGCUCUGCCGCAUGUUGGACCCACCUGACGCCCUGGGGAAAGAUUGGUGUCUGCUGGCCAUGAACCUGGGACUCACCGAUUUAGUGGCCAAACACAGCAAUGGGACUUCAAACUGCACUGACUUGGACCCCCAGCAGGCCGCGCUGCAGCCCAGCCCCACAGCGGCCUUGCUGCAGGAGUGGAGCCAGCACGCCGAGAGCACGGUGGGCGUGCUGAUGUCCAAACUGAGGGAGCUGGGCCGCAGGGACGUGGCUGACUUUUUACUCAAAGCCUCCCCUGUUUUCAGGGUCAGCAUGGAAGCGCUGGGUUUGGGCGCAGCCGCCAACAGUUACCCCCCCUCCGCCUGCAACGGGGGCACGUCGUACAACUCCAUCAGCUCUUUCAUAUCUCGCUGAGGCCAACAGGGUUCUUCUUUGUCUUUGUCUCUGCCUGACACCUGCGCUAGUGAGACAGUGUUGUUGUUGUCUGAGCCACCUGUCCUCUGACUGUCCUGCACAUCUGGACAGGCGACCCCUCCCUCCACACUGAACGUCCUGAGCUCCGAAGACAAACGUGUGCUUUUCCCUUGACCUUGAUAUUGUCGUGCUGCUUUUUCAAAUAUUCCCACUCAGUCUCAUUCUGUCACAGUCAGAAACCAGUCAUCUUAAUUAUCUCUAGUAUUACCCAGAGGGGGGUGAAAGGACGGAUGUGUCUAUCAUUCCACCACCGAUGCCGCUGGGCCGCCCUACGAGGGACAGGAGAGGAAAACUUUCUUCUGUCCCUCGUAGGGUGGCGCGGUGGCAUGAGUAGUGAAUCGUCACAGUUUCCCAGAGUGCCUUUGAGGCCGUCUACCUCCCUGCAGAGCACAAACGAAAAAAGUCGUUCUUGAACAACUGUGCCUUGUUGACGUGGAUAAUUCAAAAAGAAAAAGAAAAAAUAAUUCAACCUAAAUAAAGAAAAGAUCAGCUCAUUUUAUUUUCUCUUUUAAAAUAAGAACCAAACCCAAACAAGGAUAAAAAUCCGAUCCUUGGAUUUCUGCCGUGUCAGCGUUUGAUCUCCUGGACGCUCCGUGGACGAAGGAUUUUCAUUUCCAUCCGAGGCGUCAGUGCAGCUGCGGCCCAUCACUCGACUCAGCAACCGUUACUCUGAUGAAACUGUAUUUUACAGGCUUGUUUGUUAUCUUUUUAAAGAGUGGGGGGGCGUGGAUCUGUUACAAGGCCGUGUAGCAAAGAAAAUUAUUUUCAGUUGUUUGUCAGUUUUCAAAAAGUGUUUUGAGACAGUGGCUGUGAGUAUGUCCAUGUGGGGGGCUCAAAAGGAGGAAACUGUAGAAGAACGAAAUAAUCUAAUGAUUAUGAAAUAUUACAGUUCAGUUUUCAAACACUGGUAUACAUUUUGACAAAGAUAUUAAUGUGAUAAAUAUAUUCGUCUGCUUUACAUUUUUCUAGCUCUGGUUUACUGUUAAUAAAAGUACAAAAUGACUCAAAUUUAGAGCCCUAAAAAGAGCCCUUGUAAAUGGAGAAUAUAAGUUGAUCAAAGAUUUUUAAAAAUUCAUCAGUUCACUAAAAAUUAAGCUCAAAUAUAAGUGAGUGAACAAACAGACAUUUUUUGUAACUAACAAAUGUAUCAACGAUACAAAGGAGCCUGUAAGAUAAAGGUCUGGCUUUAAAAGUGUUCUUCAUUAAAGGAACAGUUGCUGUUUUACAUUAAACAGUUUUUAGUCCCAAAUAUAACUGCUGUAAAGUUUACAAAAGAUUGAAAUAAAUUCUGGUGUUUUUUAAAAUCCCAGGGUCCAACUGAGAAUCCAGACUAUGGCCUUGCUCUGCUCCCAGAUCAUUUACUGAUCAUUGGACUUUUGUAUUUGGAAGGAUUUCUAACCUUUUUUACCAAACUCCAGGCCGUCAGUUCACACUCCUAACCCUGCACUUUUUCGGCUUCCCCUCAAGUCAUAACCAUCAUAAGCUUCGCAGCAUUGACGCAGCUGCUCGGUGGCGUCUGACUCCAGCAUUCUUCAUCCAGUGUCGCUCAAUCUUGCUGGUCAGCGUUGUGUAGCGUCACAUCUUCUUUCGCUUUGUCUUUUAAGAAACAGCAAAACUAAAACAGUAGCUUCAAUAAACGAUAUGUUGGGGGUUUUUUUUCUUUUUUUUUUUUUUCUGACAAAAAUGCCAAAGCAUUUUCACCCAGUGCUGGUGAUUUAUGACCAUUUGGAAACACAGCUAACGUUUUUCUCCCAGCUUUGAGAGUAUUGUACUGCUGAUGUUGCUGUUAGUUUUUUUUUUUCAACACAAAAGUGGAGCUGUGUGCUCAGUGCAGUAUUUCCUGUCAUUCCCCUCUUCCUCCAGUGUUACCAAGUGUCGGCAGAGAUUAAAACACAGUACUUUAACUACUAUAUAAAAAUACUCUCUCUGUCGCUCACUGGUUUUGUCUUUGCUCCAACUUGCCAACAAACACUAGCCAAACGCUAGCUGUGAUGUAAAUAAUCCCACACCAUGAGUUAAUGAUGUCAUUUUCUUUUUUAUAUUAUUUUCAGAUCACUUUAACUUUUUUUUUUGUGCUAUAACCAGAAGGCAAAAUGAAUGUACUUCACACUGUCCUAAGAUCACUGCAAAACUAAACAGAAGAAAAAAAAAUCAAGAGUGCGAGAAAACAGUGUAUCUCAAAAUUGUCUUAAAAAGAAAAAGUCUUUUUGGUUGCUUCACUGUGUUUGUUGAUGCUGUAUCGUUGUUGCCAAUGGUGUGUGUGUGUGUGUGAAACACACUCGCACUCUGUGAUUCUGUGAUUGCCUUGUAGAGUACACAAGCUGAAAACACUCCCACAAAGGGACGUGAACGUCGGUGUUUCCACUUUAUUUGUUGUCAUAAAAAAGAUAAAAUCCACACCUUUUGUAAAUGCUUACAAAAACAACAACGCUCUGAGAGUCUGGUUUUUUUGUUUUGUUUUGUUUUUUUUCACAGUGUGUGCGAGAUCUCACUCUGUUUGUGUAGAAAUGACAAGAUACUCAGCAGCGUUCCUGCGUGAAAUUUCCUCUCAGAGAAUCUCAGCCACACUUUGCACACUUUGUCCACGUAUGUCUAUGAAGAUUCUCAGUCAUCCAGGUCAUGGUCAAGGUUGAAAAGUUUUGUUAGGCAAAAAGAAAGUUCUUUUAGAAAUGUCACGUCCAAUUGCCUAACAAAUUUUUUUAAGAUUUUGUCCACGUAUGUUUUUAUUUAUGUUACAUUCUCAUAGCAUGUCUCGUGACGCCGUGGUUGUUCGUACUUAAACGUGGAAAACAUUUUCUAAUAAAUUCUUGACCUAA
Messenger RNA from Cynoglossus semilaevis (tongue sole), 7726 nucleotides. It is a transcript of the gene dapk1, whose product is annotated as death-associated protein kinase 1. The transcript has 26 exons. The coding region runs from base 510 to 4850 and encodes 1446 amino acids. Gene Ontology annotation, biological process: positive regulation of apoptotic process; intracellular signal transduction; protein phosphorylation. Lineage: Eukaryota; Metazoa; Chordata; Actinopteri; Pleuronectiformes; Cynoglossidae. Gene Ontology annotation, cellular component: nucleus; cytoplasm. Gene Ontology annotation, molecular function: protein serine/threonine kinase activity; ATP binding; protein binding. The record is from RefSeq and is a predicted model, not a curated record.